Pelmatolapia mariae (spotted tilapia) is the source of this 3296-nucleotide messenger RNA. RefSeq names its product CREB regulated transcription coactivator 3 (gene crtc3). Gene Ontology annotation, cellular component: cytoplasm; nucleus. Gene Ontology annotation, molecular function: cAMP response element binding protein binding. The transcript has 15 exons. The coding region runs from base 1106 to 2998 and encodes 630 amino acids. Gene Ontology annotation, biological process: positive regulation of transcription by RNA polymerase II; protein homotetramerization. The record is from RefSeq and is a predicted model, not a curated record. Lineage: Eukaryota; Metazoa; Chordata; Actinopteri; Cichliformes; Cichlidae.
UAAUGUUUUUCCCGCAGUAGUAUGAGGAUAACAAGCCAGCCGAUCUGAGUUGCUGUUUCUCGCUCCCUCAACCGAGGACGAAUAAGCUAAAAACAUUUUUUCCGAGGAGACUUCUGGUUUAUCGGCGACGGGGAAACCACCGUUUUUUUCUUUCCUGUCGGCGCUGUUUGUUUAUCUUCACGGAGUCGCUCGGCUGGAGUUUGUCUGCGGUCUCUAUGCUGUCCAUGGAUUAACACUAGAGUCGACUCCGAAGCGCUGUCAUAUCAGCUAAAGUGUCAAACUGUGGAUUGUGAUCCUUACGUCACUUGUCAAUAUUCAGCAGCUGCUUUUCCCCGGUUUGGUUGGAAACAAAGUGGAACUACAGCUAAGUCUAUGCAAAACGAGCGGAAACUUGUUGAAAUACAAUUCGGCGAGUAAACCUUUGGCCAACUGCGGGUCAGCUUUACUAGCGGUAGUGGAGAGAUUUAGCUAACGAGGCUAUCAACUUUCUCUGACCGCAGCUGUAAAUAUUUAGGUGGAAGUUUCCUUUAAAAGAUACCGACAGCGGGUAGAUGUCGACAAGCAGAUAAAGUGCAUUUGUCGGAAUUAAAAUGGCACUGACAGUAGCUUAGCCGACUAGCUGUCGCUGUUGCUCUCCGUUCACUUCCAACGCUAUGUUAGCAGUGACAGCUAACGCCAUGUUAACGUUAGAUUCAAACAAGUGGUUCGCUGGAAGAGUGUCAGCGUGAAGUUACAGCUUAACUUUAAGCUGCUAUCGCCUCGCAGUUUGCCUAGAAAGUCAGAGUAAAUAUAUACUUUGCAAAGUCUUUAUUUAGUCCGCUUUUUAGUCACACUUAAACAACUUUUAUUAAAGGGAGCUUUGAGUGUUAGCCUAGCCGCGUUAGCUUGCCUGUUGCCUUGUAAAAGCAUUGAGACAGUGCAGCCAGCCGAGCUGCCUCUGGAGUGACUUUGGUUUAAGCGAUAACGCGAGGUGUGCUUUUAAAAUUCUCAUGGGUUUGCUACAACGCUUGCUGAGAGACUUUGCAAAAUAAGACCCCACCAGCACAGUCUUCCACUCCUCCCCCCCAAAACAAGUAGCUGAAGUUGUUGAACUGCGGCCCGCACCAUGUCCAGCUCCCCGGGCACAGGUGGCUCGAACCCCAGGAAGUUCAGCGAAAAGAUAGCGCUGCACAACCAGAAGCAAGCAGAGGAGACGCGGGCCUUUGAACAGCUGAUGACGGACCUCAAUGUCUCAAGGGUCCAGUUUCAGAAGAUCCAGCAGCUUCGCUUGUCUCAGUCAAGGGCGCAGUACUACGGAGGCUCUCUGCCCAACGUCAAUCAAAUCGGCAACACCAGCACUGAAUUUCAGGGUGGCUUCCCUUCAGGUUUGGACUCGGUGAGAGGGACUCGCCACCACGGGCUGGUCGAGAGGGUCCACAGGGACCGCAACCGUAUCAACUCUCCCCAUCGCCGACCCCUCGACAAGCACGGCCGGCAGAUGGAGAGCUCUCCGUAUGGAGCGGUGUACCUGUCGCCACCUCCGGACAACAACUGGAGAAGGGAACAGCAGCCAUGGACUGAGGAAAAACGGCCGGGGUUUAGAUUAAUAUCACAACUCAACAGAACCAACUCAGACUCUGCUCUUCAUACAAGUGCUAUGAACCCAAACCCUCAGGACCCAUUUGGCAUGAACCAGCAGAUGGGCAGAGGACCCCCACAGCGCAAUGCGAGUGUAAAUGAGGCCGAGGUGGACGGCUCAGGAGACGUCUUCUCCUUCCCCACCAUCCCUAACGAGGAGAACCUCAUAGGUGUCAGUAAGCCUCUACCCAAGCAGCUGUGGCAGGCCAAGAAGGUCCAGUCUCUGGCCUCAAGGCCUAAAUCCUGUGAAGUGCCUGGAAUCAACAUAUUCCCGUCUCCAGAGCAGAACCCCGGGCUGUCCCACUACCAGGGCUCCUUGAGUACCGGGGGCUCCCUGCCAGACCUCAGCAACCUGCAGUUUCCCUCCCCGCUCUCCACGCCGCUGGACCCUGACGACAACAGCGGGUACCCCAACAUCAGCGGGGGCAGCAGCACCGGAAACCUGCCAGCUGCAAUGAUGCACCUGGGCAUCGGCAACUCACAAGGUCUCUCCUCCUCUUUGAGUAAUCCUUCAAUCCAGGCUUCCCUCAACAACUGUCAGCUGCAGUCUUCGCUCAGCAAUCCCUCCAUCAACUCGUCCCUGCGCCUGUCCAGCAGCUCCCCCCGGCGAAGGCCAGCUCCCAUCAGCCCCCUCACCCUGUCUCCUGGGGCCGAGCAGCGCAGGGGUCUGGCCAAGCAGCUGUCUCCGACCAUGUCGCCCUCGCUGUCCCCCAUCACGCAGGGAGUUGCUUUGGAUACCAGCAAUAUGCCAAGGGAGCCUCCUCCGCCCUAUCCGCUCUACCAACAACCCCAGCAUGUAGUGGACCAGGGCCGCCAACGGCAGCAGCAGCAGCAGCCCGUCUCUCCGCUUCAGAGCAUUCCACUGGACUUCAACACGAGCCAACCCAACAAUCUGGCAGCUCUCUUCAGCGACCCGUUCAUGGAGCCGCAGUUCUCUAAUCGCCAGAACAAGAUGGUCCCCUAUCAGUUGGAUCAGUUCGGUCUGUUGGAAAACACAAUGAGCUCCACAGCAGGGGGGUCGUGCUUCGAUCCGUCGUCCGCCUCCCUCUAUUACUCGCAGGCUGCUCAGUCGGGGAUGGGUGGCGGCCACGGCAGCCUGCAGGACCAGAUGCACAUGAGGUCCAAUAUGUUGUACUCAAACUGCAGCGGAGGACUGCCCAACAUCAUACUGACUGACGACUCCAACCCCAGUCUGUCCAAGGACAUCAGCAGUGCGCUCUCCACGGUGCCCGAAUGUUUUGACUCAGAGGUAGGCUUCCCGUUGGAGGACGAGCUGCGCAUCGAGCCCCUCAGCCUGGACGGACUGAGCAUGCUCAGUGAUCCCGACAUGGUGCUGCCGGACCCGUCUGUGGAGGAUACUUUCCGCAGUGACAGACUCUGAAUGUGAAGAGCACCACAUGUCUAAAGAAAACACACACUCUCACACACACACACACACACACACACAGAUUUGCAGUGUAUAGUGUACAAAUCUGAAUCUGCAUGCAAACAAUCCAUGUAGGGCCACUGUGCAUGCAUCCACUGCCACUAAGAUUCAUGAAAUGUGAAACGCCCACACGGCCAUGCCCACUUUGGAAGAAGGAGACUUGUGAACAGACACUGUUUACGCCUGCUCUGAGCAACGUUCCCCUCAUGCACGCUUGAGCCCCCCCGCCCCAACACACACACACACACACACA